ACUCGGCUCGGCUUUUCAUAAGCUUUUGACGAAAAAUUCCUUUCUUCCUCCGUUCUCUGUCUCCUCUCUGUCCCCUCUGCCUCUCUCCUCUCAUCAUCAAUGGCGCCUUCUCCACUGCUAAUGGCCUUCGUACUCGCCGCUGCCCUUCUCCGGGUGGCGGCCGCCUUGCCGUGUCGGAGCUCGUGCGGCGAGGUGCAGAUAGACUACCCCUUCGGCAUCGACGACGGGUGCGGCACGCCGCAGCUCCGGGGGUGGCUGAGCUGCAACGGGACAUCCGGGCUUUUCCUGCAGACCCCCUCGGGGGCCUACAAGGUGGAGUCGAUCGACUACCAGAAGCAGCGCGUGAUGGUUUACGACCCGUCCAUGUCGACGUGCUCCAUCCUCCAGCCCCAUCACGACUUCGUCAUGUCGGAUGUCCAGUAUGCCGUCAUGCCGCCUGCCGAUGACACCGUCUUCGCCCUCCUCAACUGCUCCAUCGACUCCCCGGUCCUCAACCAUUACAGGUACCUCUGCUUCAACGAUGUAGCGGGUCACUCCUGCAAUGAGCUGUACGGAGCGUGCAACGCGUUUAGGUUGUUCCAUAUGUCGAGCAACACCACUGCGCCGGCAUGCUGCUUCACGCGCUACUCGACGGUGCGGUUCAUGAGCAUGAACAUGCUCGAUUGCACGCACUACACCACCGUGGUUGGCGCAGCAGGGGAGGGGCUGAGGAGCAUCGGGCCCACAGAUUGGGUCUACGGGAUCGGGCUCUCUUACGCAGUCCCUCCUGGGUUGGGCUGUGAGCGCUGCAAGAAAUCGGGCGGUGCCUGUGGGUUUGACACUGACUCCGGAGCAGAGAUGUGCUUGUGCUCGAGUACCAUGAAUGCCACCAGAGAAUGCGCUGCAGGAAGUGUUAUGGAUGGAGGAGAAAGGACAGCUCCAGUAAUACUACUUCAUGGAUUUGUUAUGGCUCUUUGCUGCUUACUCUUCAAUUUUAUGAGUUAGUCUGGACUCGGUUCCUUCAACGAUAUCCAUUACUUUUGGUCUA
This is a messenger RNA of Punica granatum (pomegranate), 1027 nucleotides long. NCBI's taxonomy places the organism in Eukaryota, Viridiplantae, Streptophyta, Magnoliopsida, Myrtales, Lythraceae. The record is from RefSeq and is a predicted model, not a curated record.